Dermochelys coriacea (leatherback sea turtle) is the source of this 3420-nucleotide messenger RNA. It is a transcript of the gene RWDD2A, whose product is annotated as RWD domain containing 2A. Gene Ontology annotation, molecular function: protein binding. Lineage: Eukaryota; Metazoa; Chordata; Testudines; Dermochelyidae. The record is from RefSeq and is a predicted model, not a curated record.
CCGACCAUCUAUACUGCAUUUUUAGCCCUGCAGCUGGAUCCCUGGGAACCCAAGUCAAUUGACCUGGGCUCUUAGACUUAGUUCCACGGAUUUUUUUUUUUUAUUGCAGUGUAGCUGUACUUUGAGUCUGAGUUAUUUUUGUACAUUUUCAAAUUCUGUGUCUGCUAAGGCUAUGUACCAGGUCAGACCAGUAUGUUUGCUUUUCCCCAGGGGAUGAAACUGCAAAAGACUAGUUACCACCCAUUGUUUCAGUAUUACAUAUUUGCAUUAAUUAAUGCCCAUUAUCUUUAGUUCCUGCAGGAAAAAUUCGUUAUCAUACCCAUUUAGCCAGGAAUACAAUUGCUAACAAGCCCAUAAAUACACAUAUACUAUUAUACUGACUUUAUAACUGUUAUAUCUGUAUUCUAUAGCACUUGUCACUCUCAGUGUAAUAGGCUUUGAAUAUGAUGUGAUUCCAAAGCAGCUAUCACAACAACAUUCCUGUAACGUUUUAUCCUUUAACUACUCUGCACUUUCAACCUUAACUCCAUUUUAAUGUAGGUUUUUUUCCUCUUGGAAAUUAAACAGCUUUAUGGCUGACUUCAUUUUUUUUUCAUAAUUAUUUUUUUUUGUUAAAAGAGAAAAUCCACAAGAUUAUAUUGUCUUGACUGAUAGAGGAUUAUUGCUACAGUUUAAGAAACAUUAUUGCUAAUAAGAUCUCUUCUAUUUUCAGGUGUCUGGGUUUAGAGCUGUAACAUGGCUGUCACGAUAAAAGAAUGUCUUGAACUUCAGCUGUUGGAAAUGGAAAUGCUCUUUUCAAUGUUUCCUAAUAAAGGAGAAAUAAGCCUUCAGGACAAAAAUGCUCUUACUUAUGUGCAGAUGUAUUUGAAAAAUAUAAAAGAAGGACUACCACCUCGGAUUGAAUAUUCAAUUUCUGUUGAUACUGAUGAACCAAAGGUAAAAGUAGACUUGCAUGUAUCCUUGCCUCACAGCUACCCUCAUUCAGCACCGCAACUAUUUGCAAGAUCAAAUGCACUAAAUAGACAGAAUCAACUGCAGCUCAAUAAACAUCUCACUUCUCACAUCAGUUCUUUGGAUUCAGGUGAACUGUGUGUAUGUGCGGCUGUGCAGUGGGUAUGAGACAACAGUGCAUCUUAUUUCCAAAACAGUGAUGUCUCUUCUGAAACUGCUCCAAAAGAAAAGGCAGUAAAAAUAAUUUUUCAUCGAAUGUGGAUCUAUAGCUAUCAUUAUAUAUAUAGACAGGAACUGAAAAAGAAAAUCUUUGAUUGCGCAAAGCAAUUAAAUUUGACUGGUUUCUGCCUAACAGGGAAACCUGGUAUCAUCUGUGUGGAGGGGCUCAAAGAAAACAGUGAGGAGUUCUGGCAUGUUAUUAGAUAUCCUAACUGGAAACACAUUUCCUGCAAACAUGUUGAGAGUAUGGAAACUGAAGGAAAUGGGGAUAAGCUUCAUCUCUUUCAUACUUUUGAAGAUUUACAGUUCCAGGCACAUAGUGAUUAUGGACUGAGGAAUGACUAUCACAUGGAUCUUGGCCAAUUCUUAGAAUUCCUUAAACAGCAUCAAAGUGAACAUAUUUUUCAAUUAUUAUUUGGUGUUGAAGGCAAACAGUCAGACAAUUAACAAUCAAUUGUAUAGAUAGAUUUAAUUUUGCACAUUACAAAUGAUUUUUUUUAAGCUCAUUCACGGAUAUACUAUAAUUAAAAACUGAGUGAAAUUGGUAUACUGUGCUUAUAGCUAUUAUAAGAAUGGAAACUAUGUAAAGUAAAAUCAUGGUGCAAGGAUAGACCCUUUGCUUUUUGUUUUAAUACAUCAUACGUAAGACCCUUUGUGUUCAGUUUAACCAAUUUUUAACUGAAAAAAAUCAUGGGUGUUCAAAAGUAUUAGUUUUUUUCUGAUUUGACCCUACUUUUGUAUCAUUCAAAUAUAUAUAAAAAUAACUUGUUGUAUUAGGAAAAUAAAAUGCAUUGCAUGAGAUGUAUGUAUUACAAUAAUACAUUAGUCUGUGUGUAUAUGCAAAGUUGCCUCUUGAAGUAAGGCAAUGUAUUAGUGUAGAAGAUAUACACACAACAAACAAAUAGGCAUGCAUGGAAGCUCUGAAGUGUCUGCAGAUCUGACUGUACUGAUGAAUCUUAUGCUCAGCACGUGCACAUUUCAAGCUGUUAGCAGAUAAUGAUGGAAAGAUUUUACACACUAAAAUUGGAAGAAAACUAAAAUAUGUUUCAGAACACAAGGAAGUAUUCAAAAGUUUAAAAAAACCCAAACAGCAGAAAAGGGUGAAGUUGAGUGUAUGCGCUGCAGAUGGUAUGGCCCAAUUAUUAAAUGUAAAUAGUUAUAGGCUAAUAGUUCUAAAUCUACAACAGUAAAUUUAUUUUAUAUGUUUAUUCAAAUGAAAUAUUUUAUUCGGAGCUUAGAGCUAUAUUGUUAAACUCAGAAGUGGCAUUGUGUUUUGAGUGCUGUUUUAGUUCUCCAGCAAACCACAUUGAAUUCCGUUCAUCAAAGCAUUAAUUUACUGUAUGCUUUUCCCCCUGUCCUUCCAUCCACUGAAAUAAAUCCUGCUAUUACCCCUAAAACAUGAAUAAUAGUUUUUUUGCAAUGAUUUUCAUAUGCUUUUGGUAGUUGGAGUAAUAAACACAGAAAUUCCUGGGAAAAAUUAAAUAAAAUAAAACCCCAAAAUGAAGGGCCUUAAUCAUAAGCUUUUGAGGUUUAAAUAUUUACUUGUGUAAAUGACUGCUAAAUCUACAUCUGAUACCAUACAAUCAGCAUUUAUCACCUCUUGGUCCAUGAGGCAGCCUGCAGGGCAGUGGUUGCGAAUUGCACAAUCUCAUACUAUAGUACUCAGAAUUAUGUAGUCUGUCUGGUGCUUCCCCCACAUAACACUUGGUAGUUUCUUCAGGUCUAGGCCUGUAGUAACUUUUUUGUAUGGGCUUGGGUGGGGAAGAGGAGGGUUGAAGGGGGCUGCACACACCAAUUUUUUUGCAUUAACAACAAAAAUAGACUGCUCCAUGCUUUAGUCUGUGCAGCAUCCUGACCUGCUCUGUAAAGCCUCUAUUAAAACCAUUUUUAAAGUGCAUAAGAAAGGAGCCAACUAACAUUUUAUUUCUUACUAAAAACAAAAUUUUGAAAAAAAUACCACCCAUUUAUUCCUUUAUGGCCUAGCCUUUGCUCAAAAAACAUGUAAUUUUAUUGUGUUAUCAAUUUGUCCAUCUUUUCCUUUCCAUCUCCUGUCUUGUUACUCCCCAGUUACAUUAGCUGUUCUGGCCAAGGAUUGUGAGAUUCAAAAACAAGUCGGAGAACACGUCAGUCUCUUUGGUCACUCGAUUACAGACCUAAAAGUGGCUAUUCUUCAACCAAAAAACUUCAAACACAGACUCCAAUGAGAGACUGGUGAAUUGGAAUUAAUUUUGCAAACAGGAUACAAUUAAU